Molecule: messenger RNA, 660 nt
Organism: Gavia stellata (red-throated loon)
Lineage: Eukaryota; Metazoa; Chordata; Aves; Gaviiformes; Gaviidae
Gene: MED29
Product: mediator complex subunit 29
Exons: 4
Coding region: 1-618 (205 amino acids)
Biological process (GO): regulation of transcription by RNA polymerase II
Cellular component (GO): mediator complex
Molecular function (GO): transcription factor binding; transcription coregulator activity
Source: RefSeq, a predicted model, not a curated record
AUGGCGGCGCCCCCUCAGCCGCCGCCGACGGGGCCGGGCCCUGGCCCGGGGCCGCCCGCCGCUCCCGCGCCGCCGCCGCCUCUGCCCGCCGCCCCCGGGCCGGGACCGGGGCCGGGGCAGGCUCCGGGGCCGGGGCAGCCGCCGGGGCCGCCGCUGCCGGCGCAGGUGGCGGCUGCGCAGGCGCAGGACUUCGACCCGGUGCAGCGGUUCCGCCUCCUCAUCCCCCAGCUGAAGGAGAGCCUGCAGACCCUGAUGAAAGUGGCGGCGCAGAACCUGGUGCAGAACUCCAACAUCGACAACGGGCAGAAGAGCGCCGACGGGGCUUUGCAGCGCUUCGACAAGAGCCUGGAGGAGUUUUACGCCCUCUGCGACCAGCUGGAGCUCUGCCUUCGCCUGGCCCACGAGUGCCUCUCGCAGAGCUUCGACAGUGCCAAGCAUGCCCCCGCCCUGGUACCGGCGGCCCCCAAAGGCGAGGGGGGGGCAGGCGAGACCCUCCCCUACACCCAGUACCUGCCCCUCAUCAAGGCCCAGAUCGCCGGCGCCAAGGACAUCCACAACGCCCUGCUGGAGGGGGCCAACAAGAUCACCGGCAAGCUGCCCCCCCCGGGGGGGCCCUGAGUGGUUUGGGGGGCCCCCAUGGGGAUCACAGACCCCCUCCAA